Messenger RNA from Ceraceosorus guamensis, 1104 nucleotides. RefSeq lists its product as hypothetical. The record is from RefSeq and is a predicted model, not a curated record. Lineage: Eukaryota; Fungi; Basidiomycota; Exobasidiomycetes; Ceraceosorales; Ceraceosoraceae. The transcript is spliced from 2 exons. The coding region runs from base 1 to 1104 and encodes 367 amino acids.
AUGCCAGCUGGCGCUAGACCCAAUCAAUCAGGCGCGACGCUCGCCCCCACAAAGCAAAGUCUGGCUCAGCACAAAGCAGCUAGAGCGGCAUAUGCACGCGUCCAGCAACUUGCGUCCGAUGGAGGUCUAGAGACGCUCGACAAACGUCUCAACAACAAGCUGUCCAGAAAGCGCAAAGAGCGCAAGGACGAUCUGAUUGAGCAGCAGGCCCAGGAAGAGCGGGACCGCACAUGUCGUCAAAACGACUUUGCUCAGCAGCAGCGCGCUCUGGAUGAGCAGAAAGAGGCUCUUCGUCAGCAGGGGGAAGCUCUGCAAGCUCAGCAAGCGGCUUUUCGUCAGCACCACGAAGCUCUUUUGGGACAACAAGAGGCUUUUCGCCAGCAAGAAGAGACUGUUUGUCAAGAACGAGACGAUCUUCGUGAGCACCAACAGGUGCUUGCUCAAACGCGCACUGAGCUUGCCAGCCAGCAUCAGAGUCUCGAGUGCCAGCGACACGAGUUGGUUCAACAGCAGCAGGGCGUCCAAGCUCGACAAAGCAUCGUGGAGCAACAGGAUGGUCAGCUGCAAAGUCGCGCAGAAGAACUGUUCUCUCGCUUGCAGGCAGUACAAGAGCGUGAGAAUAGUCUGGCAUGCGAGAUCGCUUUGCACCAGAAAUCUGCCGCUGAUCUCCAAGCUACGAUGAAGAAACGCGAGAGCGACUUCGCCAGGGAGGUGCAAAGCCACCAGCAGGCUUUCGGUGUGCUUCGAAGGCGCGAAAUUGAUCUCUGCGCCGACUUGGAGACGUACCACAACUCGCUUGCCCAGGUGCAGGCGCGCGAAACCGAAGCAGUUCAACGAGGUCAGCAGUGCUCGGACAUGCUUCGUCACGCUCACGAACUGGUGCAGCGCGAGAAGGGGCUCAAGGAGCGUGAAGACGCUGUCAAGGCGCGCGAAGCCCAGCUCCACAUCGUCCCGGUCGUCAAGAAGGAAUAUCAGACGACGAGGAUGACCCUCCAGAAGAGAAUGCAGCGAGCGCGACGGAGGAGCGUCCUGACAACUCGACCCGCAAAGAGCGCCAGCUUUGAGCUUGUCUCGAGAGGAGGGAUGAGGAGCUCGCGCAGAUGA